AGUCUUCUUCAAGUGACUCUCUUCUUCGUUUUCUCCUCCACCGACUAUCGUCGAUUCCGCAUCUUUCUCUCUUUCGGUGUUUGAGUGUUUGCGAUAGUUACUCAUAAAUGCAAGGACGAAUCAUUCAGCUGUUUCGUCGGGGAAAUGGGUCCAUCUGUUAGAUGUGUAUUUUUAGCAUUAUCUCAAGAUCUUUGAUAAAAUCAUUAUCACCCUGCAUUUUUUUCUGCGUCCACGAGGACCACUUUUUUUGUACCUUUUCUUGCAUUUUCUUUGUAUUUUUCUCUUUCUGAUGCCGUGAGCUUUCGGGAGAAGACCUAUCAGAAAUGCGUUCAUUGUACUUUCUGCUACGCUUGAGUUGAUGUGACUGAUUUUGGUUUUUUGUUCAAUUUUUUUUGAUCCAGGAAGUCAUCAAGCUAUGUUCGUUUUAAGUAGGAUCUGAUGUGGUAGAUUCUAAAGAUUCUAAUGGAGAAGAGUUUUACAUCUUCUAAGCCUUUGCAAACUCGAGUAAAACAAUGUAUGGAGGCUCGGGGUGGCGAUGAGCCUGAGCUUGUCAAGUAUAUGUCGAAGCUACCAAUUUUCUUGGAGAGAGCUGAAACCCCUCAGGAAAAUCUCUUGAGCGUUGGUGUUCUUGAUUGGGGCCGUUUGGAGAAGUGGCAGCAUAGUCAUAAUAACCGGAUUCCAGUGAAGACUAGAUUCCCUUCGGUUUCCCAAGCAGAUGCUUCUUUGGUUCUGCCUAGAGAUGAGUCAUCUGCUGGUCCGAGCAAGGUGGUUCAUGACCGUACUUCGGCUUGUCGAAUGAAUCAUCGUAGCUCACGGCAUCCUAAGUUUGUUGAAGAAACUGUCAAGGAGUAUCGAGAAAUCAAAGGUACACGGAAAAAGAAACUUAAAGACCAUAGAUGUUACAGCUCACUAGAGAAGCUUGGUCCAACCACCGACGCACAGGGAUCAGAUGGAUAUGAGAAGAUGGACCGGAAAGGGAAGACUGGCGGAAACAUGGAGGUAAAAUCUAAGGGUGAUGGUAAUAGACGUAAGAAGAGUGAAAAGAAGUUAAGAGAAAGAAACCGAAAUGAUGAUGAUGGAGAACUUGGUCGGAAGCAGCAGGGGGAAAUCAAGCUCUGUCACUCGGCAAAGAAGUUAGCUCGAGAAGAGGCUAAGACAUGCAAGAGGAGUUCCUCUAAAUAUAUCAGAAUAGUUCAUGAUGUUAAAGUAGAUUACUGUACUCAACAUGCUUGCCCCUUGCCAUGUAAAGCUGAUGGCUGCUUGGCAAAGAAUAUAAUUGGCUCCACUGAUGCGGACCCGAACAAGGUUUCAGUUGAAACAUCUCAGGGCGUGACACUCUCAACAAAAGCUAGGAAUACAUCUUCCAGAGGUAAAAUCACAGAAGACAGAGCAUCGUCUUUGUUAUCUGUGAAACAUUGUAUGGAUGCGCCUGCCCAGAGACCAAAUUCAAAGCCAAGUAUUUCACCUUUUCAGCGGCUUAGCUUUAGUAUGGGUAAGACCAGCAAAACUAACAGUGAAGGAGUUGCUGGUUCCACGACCCAGCUAGACUCAAUGGCUAACUCUACAAAGACCGGUUCACAAAACUUGGCUCUUUCAUCUGGCUUUGACGGCUUAGAUUGCAACAAACCCCGCGAAAAAGAUACAACUACGACAAGCCAUUUGAGAAGGUUGCUAGAACCUCUACUGAAACCAAGAGCAACUCACUCUGGCAAUUCCGUGGAGGGGCCUAGAGGUCAAGGCGUUCAAAGAAUAAAAUUGGGUAUCACAGGUUGCAAAACAGUAAAUGUCAAUGAUUCAGCUCAUGAGAAGAAGCUAGGAUCAUCCAUGAUUCGAGCUGCUCUGCGGGUAACAGUUAAGAACAAUCAGCCACUCUUUACAUUUGCAGUGAACAAAGAAACCGACAUUCUUGCAGCCUCCCAAAAGAAAAUGGGAAGCUCGGAUGAGGGUGAAUGUACUUGUGUUUAUACUUUCUUCUCUAUAAAAGACCAUAAAAGAAACAGUGCAUGGUUAAACCAAAGAGGUAGAGGCCAAACACAUGGUAUCAUCUCUAAUGUUGUUGCUCAGAUGCGGGUAUCGAGCUCUUUGCCAUCUGGUUCCAUCAGAGAGUUUGUUCUCUUUUCUGUUGAACUUGAUCAAGAGAGCACAGAAAAGUCUGAUCUGCAGUUGAAAAACGAGCUAGCUGCGAUCAUCGUGAAGAUGCCUAGAUGGUAUAACAGGAGGGCAUCACUAAAGACGGUUCAGGAUCACAAUGCACUCAAUAAAGAGCUUGAAGAUCACAUCAAAGACAGGGUUUUUGACCAAGAUAUUAGUGCUACGGUCAUACUUCAAAGCGGUGUUCAUAGUAUGCCUCAUAAAGGAGGUCCCUCGUCUUUGAUCCAGCGAUGGAGAACAGGUGGGUCUUGCGACUGUGGAGGUUGGGAUAUGGGCUGCAAUCUCAGAAUUCUUACAAAUCAGCACAACUUCUCCUGCAAGAAUUCAACAACAUCAAACUCACCACCCUCUUCAAACCGAUUCGAGCUUUUCUUUCUGGGAGAACAAGCGGAAGAACAUCCAUUCUUGAGCUUUAAACCAAUAAAGGAAGGGAUAUAUUCAGUUGUGUAUGACUCAUCUCUUUCACAACUACAAGCUUUCUCCAUAUGUAUGGCACUUGCAGAGAGUAGGAAAAUCUCAGAGAUUGCCAUGGAGCACAAAAGCUCUUGUGAUGAACAUAAAGCUAGAACGGAAACAGUGUUAGUCCAGGACCAAGAUUUAAAGCCUAGUGACAACACCGUUGGGUAUCAACGGCCCAUCUCGCCUGUCGGGUGGGUCUGAAGUUUUUAUUUUUACUUCAAACCCAAUUUUUACUUACAGGUAUCAGGUAUGUGGUCAUAUUAUUAGUGAUUUAGUGUUAAGCCUAAGGUAGCAGGAAAUAAAAACGCAGCAAUAUCUCUUUAAAGUAGUUAGUCUAAUCAAUGGUGUAUUCAGGAAAGAAAUGAUCUUCUCAACUCCUAAGUGUGAAUAUUGUUAUUUUAUCAUA
Eutrema salsugineum is the source of this 3016-nucleotide messenger RNA. RefSeq lists its product as uncharacterized. The coding region runs from base 463 to 2811 and encodes 782 amino acids. The transcript has 3 exons. The record is from RefSeq and is a predicted model, not a curated record. NCBI's taxonomy places the organism in Eukaryota, Viridiplantae, Streptophyta, Magnoliopsida, Brassicales, Brassicaceae.